Rhinopithecus roxellana (golden snub-nosed monkey) is the source of this 913-nucleotide messenger RNA. Its product is annotated as killer cell lectin-like receptor subfamily G member 2. The transcript has a single exon. The record is from RefSeq and is a predicted model, not a curated record. Lineage: Eukaryota; Metazoa; Chordata; Mammalia; Primates; Cercopithecidae. Bases 65 to 913 code for a protein of 282 amino acids.
GAAGCUCCCCUGCACCUGGCCACAGGUGCGCCCUUCAGCGUCCCCGGCUCGCCGGGCGCGCGGGAUGGAGCGGGUUUGGGAGGUUGCGCCCGGAGGCCAAGCCGGGGCGGAGGUCCCAAUGGAGCCCGUGGGAAGCCUGGUCCCCGGGCUGGAGCAGGCGCAAGUCCCCGAGAAGGCACGACAACCUGAAGGUCCCGAAAGCAGCCCGAGUCCGGCCAGGGCCAUGAAGAAGGCGGCGGGCGCAGGCCGGGAGCCCUCGAGCGAGAAGCAGCUGCCUUCGCCUCGCCCCGGGACCCCGCGCGUGCCGCCGCUCAGCCCGGGCUAUGGCGUCUGCCCCGAGCCGCCGUCGCCGGGACCCGCCUCGGUCAAGCUGCCCCGGAAUGGCGAGGCGCCCGGGGCUGAGCCUGCGCCCGGCGCCUGGGCGCCCAUGGAGCUGCAGGUAGAUGUGCUUGUGAAGCCCGUGGGCGCGGCCGGCGGCAGCCGCACGCCGUCGCCCAGGCCCUCCACGCGCUUCCUCACGGUGCCGGUGCCCGAGUCCCCCGCCUUCUCCCGCCAAGCGGACCCAUCGCAGCAGCUCCUGCUGCGCACAUCGUCCCUGGGCGGCACGUGGGGACGCGGCUCGACGCUGGCUGCAGCCGGAACGGAGAGCGGCCGCGACGCUGAGGGCCGGGCCAGCCCAGUAGAAGGAAGCUCCCCGGGCUCCCCCACGUGCUGCCGCUGCAAGGAGCUGAGGCUGGAGAAGGAGAAUGCGGCGCUGCUGCCCCGCGCGGGAUUGGAGGGCGAAGAGAAGCUGCCCCGGGCAGUAACGCUUACCGGUGAGUGCUCACCUGCGCCGGCAGCCGGCGCCGCCAGGUCGGGUGGACGUAGCCGAAACCCCCAACACCCGCCCAGCCCUGGACCGCUGGGUAGCUGA